Messenger RNA from Homalodisca vitripennis (glassy-winged sharpshooter), 1245 nucleotides. Its product is annotated as putative gustatory receptor 28b. The record is from RefSeq and is a predicted model, not a curated record. The transcript is spliced from 5 exons. NCBI's taxonomy places the organism in Eukaryota, Metazoa, Arthropoda, Insecta, Hemiptera, Cicadellidae. Bases 1 to 933 code for a protein of 310 amino acids. Gene Ontology annotation, cellular component: neuronal cell body; axon; dendrite. Gene Ontology annotation, biological process: sensory perception of taste.
AUGAUUCUAGACUUGGUGGCUUCGCAGAUUCUGGCAGGUUCCACAUUCUUCAGCGGCACAUGGAAGUACUCGAGUAUAAUUGACGUCUUUGGCACAAUGGAUCGAAUCUAUCGAGACCUUCAGUACAAGAACAGAGAGGUCAAGGUCCAAGUAAAGGUCAUCGUAGUCUCCAUCGUAACAGCUUUGCUGUAUAUGGCCAACUUCGCAAACAUCGUAAUGAACAAUGCGCUAGACUUCUCGGUGUUGAAUUCUGUCACCUUUCUAUUGCUGGACUGCACACAACUUGCCUUUCUCUUCCACUUCACUCAUGUAACUGAAAGUAUCAUUAUGGGAUUCAAGACUGUUAGUAACAAGAUGAGAGAGGAGAUUAUCUGCAACUUAAUUGAACGAACGGUGAUGCAGCGCAGCCUGGGUGAUGGUGACAUCUUUCAUACAACACGCACUACGGUAUCCAAGAUAAAGAAAGUGAAGUCUCUGAUGAACACCUACUGGAUGCUGUGUGACGCCGUACACCAGGCUAAUGACUUCUACUGCGAUCAGCUGAUGGCCGUUAUGUUCUCCUUGUUUGUUCACGUCACUAUCACGUCCUACUUCUUCUUCUUGCAUGUAAGAACUGGUUACGUGUUCGCCUUCACUAUGCAUGCAAUCUGGGUCCUGGUUCUCAUCUGCUACGCGAUUCUGGUUGCGAACUCAAGCACGGAGGUCACUAACUCGGCCGACAAUACUGCGGUGAUGAUUUGCAAGUUGAUAAACAGAGAUCUGGAUCAGAGUUUUAGGAAUCAGCUUGAAGGGUUCCUACUGCAGUUGCCUCACCACAACGCAAGAUUCUCUGCUCGUGGAUUUUUCCAGAUCCAUAAUGAGACCCUCACAUCGAUGGCUGGAGCGGUGACAACCUACCUGGUGAUACUGAUCCAGUUCCAGACUGAGAAGUAAUCUACCCAGACUAGUCCACUGUAGAGAAACAUUCCUUUUGGAAAAAACUUAAUGUGAAAUGCUUAAUAUGCAGAUAUUUACUAGUCACGUUUGUAGUAUAAUGCAGAAACUACAAAUUAUAUCACAAAAUAUUACACCUGUAAAUUAAACUCUUCUUACAGCACAUUUAACGCAGUAGAUCUUGUUUUAUUAUUAUUUUUGAAAUUAUAAAACUUAAAUUUUAAUCAUUGAUCUGUAAAACACAACUUUGAUUAUGUAACUAGUGUCCUAUUAUUACAAAAACUAAUCAAAAUAACGAUGCAGUAUUUAGAU